GGGCGGAGCUUCGCGAGGAGCCUCAGUCGGCCAGCAGUGGGCGGAGAGAGCGGUGUCUCCGCGUCGGGUGUCUGAGGGGGACGGCGCGGCAGCCAUGCAGGCCCCACGCGACGGCGCGGGCGGAGCGGCGGGCGGUGCUGGAGGCCAUGGUGGCCGCGGCAACCCUUAUGAGCGGGGUGUUCCUGGUGGCCCUGCUGCUCAGCGUGGUGUGCGCGGAGGCGGUGGUGCUGGUGCUGCACCUCUCGGGAGAGGGCGAGGCGGAGAACCCGCGCCUGCAGCCAGACGGCCAAGGAUCCUAGUUCAUCAAUUCACCAUGAGAGUGCUGUUCCUGUCUCCCAUAGAGGCAGAGGUAGCCCGCAGGUCCCUGGCUCCUCGUGUGGAACCUCAUCUGCAUGCCAUUCGGAAGGAACUGGCAGUGAUCGGCAGCUUCCUGGUCGUGAGAUGGACUGCUCGAGAUACUCGCCUCCUUGGACUUUCCUUCACUUCCUUUCUUGGCCAGCUUUCCCUGGUGGUGCAGAACAUGCAGCGCUUUGGACCCCUGUUUCCCCCUAAGUCUCUGCCAGGAAAAGGGGGCUGAAGCCCAACCUUGUGUCCCAUGCCAGGCAGUGCUUCCUUUCCCAAGGCAUUGAUUCCCGCAGUAGAUACCACUUUAUUCUUGGAGUCUACUUUUUCUUUUUGGCCUAUAUGGGCCCAUGGGUGCUCAGGGCCCAUUUGUUUUGUUUCCUUGUUGCUGGGGAAGGGAGAUGAUUAAAUGUUUGUUACUGCAGAAAAUCAAACUGAA
Messenger RNA from Vicugna pacos (alpaca), 781 nucleotides. Its product is annotated as EKC/KEOPS complex subunit LAGE3-like. Gene Ontology annotation, cellular component: EKC/KEOPS complex. Lineage: Eukaryota; Metazoa; Chordata; Mammalia; Artiodactyla; Camelidae. The record is from RefSeq and is a predicted model, not a curated record.